Molecule: messenger RNA, 2771 nt
Organism: Camellia sinensis
Lineage: Eukaryota; Viridiplantae; Streptophyta; Magnoliopsida; Ericales; Theaceae
Product: U-box domain-containing protein kinase family protein
Biological process (GO): protein ubiquitination; protein phosphorylation
Molecular function (GO): ubiquitin-protein transferase activity; ATP binding; protein kinase activity
Source: RefSeq, a predicted model, not a curated record
AACCAAACGACGUACUUGACUCCACUUACGUUUUGAGCUACCAAAGUCAAACUCUCUCUCUCUCCCAAAAAAGCCGAUGCGGUAAACAAAAGCCGAAGAGAAUUCCAAAUUCCAAACCAAACGACGUACUUGACUCCACUUACGUUUUGAGCUACCAAAGUCAAACUCUCUCUCUCUCUCUCUCUCUCGGAGAGUAGUAUAUGCAAAUUCUCGCCAUGAGCGUCGACGGCGGUUCUGCGCCGCCACCGUUGACCACCGUGGCGGUGGCCGUAAAGGGCGGCCGCGGCGGUGACGGAGGCAGAGGAAGCCGUCGAGCUGUCCGGUGGGCGGCGGAGAAUCUGAUGCCUAAAGCUGAUCGUAUCGUCCUUAUUCACGUCAUGCCUGCCAUCACUACAAUCCCAACUCCUUCUGGAGACAGUAUACCCAUUGAGGAAUUGGAUGCAAAUGUGGUACGAAUGUUUGUGCAUGACAUGAAACUAAAGUUUGAAGAGAUCUUUAUACCAUUUAAGAAACUAUGCAAAACAAGAAAGAUCGAAACUUUGGUGCUGGAAGGUGAUAAUCCCGCAUCAUCACUUCUUAAAUAUAUUACUGACUUGGGUAUAAGAAGUUUGGUGUUAGGCUCUUGCUCUUCCUACUGUUUCACGAGGAAGCUAAAAAACUCCAGUGUGCCAUCGGUAGUUCUGAAACAUGCUCCUGAAACUUGUGAAGUUUAUGUUGUGUCAAGACGUAGGCUCAUCACAACUUGUUCCAACCACUUGUCAACUAGUGAAAACAACUCUAGACAUUGCUUGUUCACUCAAAGAGAGCGUGGUUCACUUAAAAUUAUUAAGUUGAAACCUGACCUUUAUUCUUUGUCGACUGAGACGUUUGGAGCAUCAUCAGUGUCAGAUCUUAGUCAACUGAACUCUAAAGCAAUUGUAAGACAGAGCUCUCCAGGUCAUUCUAGCGCACUUCCUGAAAAAAAUCGUCAAAUGUUGGAAAAUAAUAACCUGGAAAUUCAGACAGUAAAGGGAUCCCCGUCUGUGGCUUCUAUAGACACAAAGCAGUCAGACGUGCAGGCUGAAGUAGAACAACUGCGUCUAGAAUUAGAGAGCACUGUUUCCAUGUACAAUCGAGCUUGUGAGGAUCUUGUCCAUGCCCAAAACAAGGUUCGCCUGCUUUCUACUGAAUGCCUUGAAGAAGCAAGACAAGUAAAUGCUGCACUGAAAAGAGAAGAAGUUUACAGGAAAAUUGCUGCCGAAGAGAAAGAGAAGCAUUCGGAAGCUGUGAAGGAGGUUGAGAUGGCAAGAAAUCUGCUUGCUAAAGAGGCUUACGAAAGGCAGAUAGCAGAAUUGAAAGCCCUCAAAGAAUCUUUGGAGAAACAGAAAAUUGCUGAUGCACUCUUUACAAAUGACAGAAGGUACAAACGAUACACGAGGGAUGAAAUAGAGAUUGCCACUGAUUUCUUCUCUGAUACUAAGAUGAUCGGUGAAGGAGCAUACGGGAAAGUUUACAGAUGUAGCCUUGAUAACACACCAGUAGCUGUCAAAAUUCUCCAGCCUGGUGCAUCAGACAAGAAACAGGAGUUUUUGAGAGAGGUCGAAGUUCUUAGCCAGCUACGCCAUCCACAUAUUGUUUUACUGCUUGGUGCCUGUCCGGAGACCGGUUGCUUGGUUUAUGAAUAUAUGGAAAAUGGUAGCCUAGAGGAUCAUAUUUUCAACAGAAACAGUGGGCAUCCCCUUCCUUGGUUUGUUCGAUUCCGGAUAGCAUUUGAAGUAGCUUGUGGACUUGCAUUCUUACACAACUCAAAACCAGAGCCUAUUGUUCAUCGAGAUCUAAAACCAGGAAACAUUCUUUUGAACAGAAAUUAUGUGAGCAAAAUUGGCGACGUGGGUUUGGCAAAACUUAUUUCAGACGUUGUGCCCGACAACAUCACAGAAUACAGGGACUCCAUUCUUGCUGGUACUCUUUACUAUAUGGAUCCAGAAUAUCAAAGAACUGGCACGGUCCGAACCAAAUCAGAUCUAUAUGCUUUUGGAAUCAUUACCCUCCAAUUGCUGGCUGCAAAACAUCCAAAUGGGCUUUUAUUGAAAGUUGAAAAUGCGAUUGCCAAUGGUUCCUUAUCUGAGAUACUGGACAAGUCUAUACCAGAUUGGCCACUUCAGGAAGCUGAGGAACUAGCUCAGGUGGCCCUGAAAUGCUCCAGACUUCGAUGCAGAGAAAGGCCGGAUCUUGAAACUGAAGUUCUGCCAGUUUUGAAGAAACUUGUUGAUAUCGCAGAUGCUAGUUUAAUUGUAGAAAGGAACAGUAUUCAUGCACCUAGCCAUUACUUCUGCCCAAUCCUUCAGGAUGUAAUGGAUGAUCCACACAUUGCGCCCGAUGGUUUUACUUAUGAGCUUCGAGCGAUCAAGGCAUGGCUCGAGAGACAUAAUGUAUCACCAGUAACAAAGCUUCGGCUGCAGCAUACAACGCUUAUUCCAAACCAUACAUUACGUUCUGCGAUACAAGAAUGGAGGUCACGUAUAACAUCUGUGUCUGAGUAGUACAACGAUUGCUGUAUAGAAAUUGACGGAAGCAGUUUAGUUCACAAAGCUAGGUUUGACUCGGGACUUCAAGCAUUCUUGGAACAAUUUCUAUGUAAAUUCUAGUAUGUGGUGUAUAUCUUAAAGAUAACUAUAGUGAAUAUUAUGCUUCUCUGUAAAAAGAUUGUUAAGUUACAAAUUGUUUGGAAGAUGGAAGUUUCUUCUUCAUACUGACUGCAAGUUUUUCAGUGAGUGUUGGACCUGUUGAUA